UAAAUAAAUAAAUAAAUAAAAGCCUCCUUCCCACCAAGCUUUCUUUUCCCUCCCAUUGCCGCCGCCACCGUCUCUGUACCGGUUUUGUUUUCCCCUUUUCCUCCUCCUCCAUAUCUCCCUCUCCUCUGCAACCCACGUCGGCGAACUCUCUCUGCUUCAGUCACACGCCGGCACAUCUCCAUCGGCAACGCCCGUUUCUUCCUUCUCUCCCUAUCUCCCUCUCUGCUUCAACGGCGCCGGCACGUAUGACUUCCCAGCCUUCUUCUACUCGUCUCUGACUGCCCACCAAUUUGCUCUGCUCGUCGUUAAGUUCUGAUGCCUCUCACGAAUGAUCUAACCCUCUCUGCCNCCCCCCCCCUCCAGUGAAAUCGAGCGGCAUAAUACGAUGGCAAUGCGGUGGUUUUCCAAGUUGAAGUUACCCAUUUGUUAUUCGGUAUUCCUACGAGGUCUAAUGAGGAGACCCAUUAGAGAUAUCCCAUUACCAGUAAAAUCGACGGUUGCCGGAUUUCAGCCGGAUUCCAGCCGACCCUUAAGCGGAUUCCGGCUAUAUCACGACGGGAGGCCGCGGGGACCCCUUUGGAGAAGCCGGAAAGCAAUUGGGAAAGAAGCGCUUUUCGUUAUUCAGGGAUUGAAGAGAUUCAAGGAAGAUGAAGAGAAGCUCCAGAAGUUCAUGAAAUGUCAUGUUUUGAGGCUCUUGAAAUUGGACAUGAUUGCUGUGCUUGGUGAACUUGAGCGGCAGGAAGAGGUUGCUUUAGCCGUCAAGGUAUUUCGGUUGAUUCAAAAGCAAGAAUGGUACAAGCCCGAUGUUUUUCUCUACAAAGACUUGAUUGUUGCAUUAGCUAGAAGUAAACAGAUGGAUGAUGCAAUGGAAUUAUGGGAAAGCAUGAGAAAGGAGAAUUUAUUCCCUGAUUCUCAAACGUACACCGAAGUCAUCAGAGGCUUCUUGAAAUAUGGAUCUCCUUCUGAUGCAAUGAACAUAUAUGAAGAUAUGAAGAAGUCUCCUGAUCCACCAGAUGAGUUGCCAUUUAGAAUUUUGUUGAAAGGACUUUUGCCACACCCCCUUUUGAGAAACAGAGUGAAGCAAGAUUUCGAGGAGAUCUUUCCUGACCAGCACGUGUACGAUCCCCCGGAAGAGAUAUUCGGCCUACGCUGAGUGAAUUAAUAGGACGUUUUGUCGGAGAACAUUACUCCGGUUUUGUGAUGUUUCCUGCUGCUGGAGCUGAAAGCAAAACGACGAAGCGUGACGAUACAAAACUGCAAUGAGAUGGAGACAUUAUCAAUGGCGUUUCUCGGGACAGGCGUCUUGGGAUUCAAAGGAGAAGGUAAAGAAGAUG
Messenger RNA from Cucurbita moschata (crookneck pumpkin), 1334 nucleotides. Its product is annotated as protein THYLAKOID ASSEMBLY 8-like, chloroplastic. Bases 386 to 1153 code for a protein of 255 amino acids. The transcript has 4 exons. Lineage: Eukaryota; Viridiplantae; Streptophyta; Magnoliopsida; Cucurbitales; Cucurbitaceae. The record is from RefSeq and is a predicted model, not a curated record. Gene Ontology annotation, molecular function: protein binding.